UUGUGUGAUAAGUGUACAGGAGAGCACAGUUCGAAAUCUAGAAACUAAGAUGAAGCCAAUGCUUAAGUUUAUCAUUGUCCUUUGUUUGGUGAGUUUUGUGCUGUCAAUUUCAAUUCCACAGGAAGAAACGGAAGAUAGUGCAGGUGAUGAUGCAGAAGAAGAGGGAGGAGCAGACGAUGCAGAAGGAUCAGACGAAGCAGAUGGAGCAGACGAUGCAGAAGAAAAAGACGACAAAGAGGAAAAUUCAGGGGAUAAAACCGAUGAAGAAGGAAACGGCGAAGGAAAGAAAGAAUCGGAAGGUGAUUCGCCCAAGGGAGGAGAUGAAGAGGAUGACAGAGUCAAUACCUAUAAUAAGGUUUCUGAAAUUGUAAAGAAGGCAACUAAUUCAGAUAAAAUUAAGGAUGAGUACUUCAGAUCAUAUUUGGACGGUAGUUUACAAUCUGCUCUUAGAAACCCACUAAUUGGCGCUGUUGGUGAAAUUGGUCAGUUUUCUAAGAUUGAAGAAUGUUUCAAAAGCUUAGAAAAGGAUGUAGAGAAAAUUGUGACCGAAAAGAAUAAAGCAUUCGCUGAUUGCAAAGGUAAACCAGACGCCAGCGAGUACAAUUGUUCAACGGAGCAGUCUCAGGCUGCCGAAACUGAACUUGGAUCCAUUGCAUCGAAGAUCGUAAGCUGUGUUUCAUCCAAAGGAGCCUAAUAAACAUAUUUUUAUAAAUUGAGAUGGAUCACAAUAGAAACAUGAUAUGUAUUUUACAUUGUUCGGGGUAGCAAUAAAAUGAAGAGA
Molecule: messenger RNA, 781 nt
Organism: Wyeomyia smithii (pitcher-plant mosquito)
Lineage: Eukaryota; Metazoa; Arthropoda; Insecta; Diptera; Culicidae
Product: 30 kDa salivary gland allergen Aed a 3-like
Exons: 3
Coding region: 50-694 (214 amino acids)
Source: RefSeq, a predicted model, not a curated record